CAGCAUCUUGCUUGAAUGAACUUGACAGAACUUGACAUGGCUUGUUCUGAGACAUUAAUACAUUUCAAGGAUUUAAAGCAGAUUAGUGGUUCAAUGAUGAACCUUGUCGCAUCAUCAUUUGGUCCAAGUGGCUCAAAAACACUGUUGACAUCUUCCACUGGGCAAGUUAUAGUUACCAAUGAAGGUAUCAAUAUUUUAAGAUCAAUAAACUUCUCACAUCCCUUGGCUAAAUGCAUCCUUAAUGGUGUAAGUUCAUUUUGUGAUGUUUAUGGAGAUGGUUGCAAAACAUUUAUGAUCUACUUGUACAAUUUGAUCACUGCAAUUGAACACAAUUGCUUUCAGCUUGAUCUACACAGUGAUAAUGCUCCAUAUAAAGUUGCAGUUGCAAAAUGUUUACAUGAUUUUAUGAUUGAGGAUUUUCCUUACAUUUGUGACAAAAUCAAACAAUUUUCUUCAUUUCAAAAUAGAAUUCAAUUUAAUGAGCUUCAAUUGGAUUCUGACAAGUUACUUUAUUUUGUGACUAAGUCAUACAUGAAUGGUACUUUUUCUGAAGAUGUUGUUGAACAUCUUGCACACUUGAUAUUGGAUUUUAUAAAAAGUUUAAACCAGAGUUUACUAAAUGUUACUUUUGCAGUGGAAUGGUUUGAUUGUUAUGUGUUUACAUUCAAUAGUCUAUAUAGUGCAUCCCAUAUUUUAGAAGGAAUUUUCAUCCAGGGAAAUAUAUAUUUAGUUCAAAAUUCACAGAAAGAAGUUAAAAAUUGUAUUCUGAUGCAGUGUGCAAUAGAAGGGAGUACAGACAGAAAUUCAUCAGAUAUUGUGACAUUGUCUACAGAAUCAACAGACAGUUUUCUUACUCUUAAACCAUCAAUUGCUUAUAAAUUUCUUACUGAAAUUAAAAGCAGAGGUGUUUCAUUAGUUUUGAGUUCUGAGGUGGUCCCAAGUUAUGUUCUACAGAUUUGUGGUGAAUUAAAAAUUGAUAUUGUUUCGUGCAUAGAUCAGAGGGAUUUAAAGUUUUUAACUUAUCUUUUUAACAAGUUACCUUUGUCAAGUGUCUAUGAUAAUGUAACUUCUGAUAACAUUAUUGCAUUGGAUUCUUAUGAUAAAAUGUUUACUGCUGGGAAAUGUUUUCUGAAACUUAAGCUUAACAACAGCUAUUCAUGUUCUCAUUUUAGUUGCAUGUUUUUAAGUGCACCUAUAGAUGGAUUAACACAGCAGCUGAAACAAACCAUAAAGAGAUGUCUUAAAAUUGUAAAGCAAAGUAGUAUUGAUUCAAACUGUGAUACUUUUGAAGGCAAUUUUCUUACCCUUGAGGAGGAUAUGCAAAAUUUGAAUCAGUUUUCAUCCACUUUUGACUCAGAAAGCAAAGAAAUUAAUGCCGUAGUUACAAAAUCUAAUCCAAUGAGUUGUAAUCAUGAUAAUUUAAACCCAGAUGACAAAGUGGGAUUGAAGUCAACCGCCAGCGUUAUAGCUGGUGGAGGGUACUUUGAAUAUCUCAUGUCACAUCUACUCAGUAAUUAUGCAUCAAAGAAUAUUUAUCUUCCAAAGCAUAAACAAUUUUGUUGCAGUGUGUUAGUUAAAAUGUUGCAGUCAGUGCCUCACAAGCUCCAUAGCAAUCUGGCCAAUGGAGGGAAUACUGACAGACUGUACAUGAAAGCUUACCAGGAAAUAACACAACUGUUAUCUCAGCAGGCUAUUGCUGGAUUGAAUCAGUUUGGAAGAGUGUGCAAUCCCUUUCAAGAAGGAGUACUGGAUGUUCUGAAUAUAAAAUUAGCAAUGGUUUAUGAAGUGAUAAGUUUGGUGGAAACACUGUUCAAAGUUGGUUCUAUCAUAGGAGUAAAAACACCAGUAGCCAAGUUAAAUCAGCAGACUGAGUCUACAGAAGACAGUGAUUGAUACUGAAUGCAGAGCUUGAUCAAUCAAGAUGUGGGUUUUGAACAAACUCAUCUAUGGUUCAUCUGCUGUCAGUGAAGCAGAUGAAGAAGUGUUGGGAGAACAACUGGAAACCCAGCAAGUUGAAGAUUGGGUGGUUGUUAACUCUCCUGGUGA
Physella acuta is the source of this 2046-nucleotide messenger RNA. RefSeq names its product Bardet-Biedl syndrome 10 protein homolog. Gene Ontology annotation, cellular component: autophagosome; nucleus. Gene Ontology annotation, molecular function: ATP binding; ATP-dependent protein folding chaperone. Gene Ontology annotation, biological process: autophagosome assembly; chaperone-mediated protein complex assembly; positive regulation of DNA-templated transcription. NCBI's taxonomy places the organism in Eukaryota, Metazoa, Mollusca, Gastropoda, Physidae. The record is from RefSeq and is a predicted model, not a curated record.